AUGACCCAUUUACAGGCUGGACUCAGCCCAGAGACUAUAGAGAAAGCGCGCCUGGAAUUGAAUGAAAACCCAGACGUUUUACACCAGGAUAUCCAGCAAGUCAGAGACAUGAUCAUCACCAGGCCUGACAUCGGAUUCUUACGCACAGAUGAUGCCUUCAUCCUGAGGUUUCUCCGAGCCAGGAAGUUUCACCAAGCAGAUGCCUUCAGACUCCUGGCCCAGUACUUCCAGUACCGCCAGCUAAACUUGGACAUGUUCAAAAACUUCAAGGCCGAUGAUCCUGGCAUUAAGAGGGCUCUCAUCGAUGGGUUCCCUGGAGUGUUGGAAAACCGUGAUCACUACGGCAGGAAGAUUCUUCUGCUGUUCGCAGCCAAUUGGGAUCAGAGUAGGAACUCCUUCACAGACAUCCUCCGGGCCAUCCUGCUGUCACUGGAAGUCCUUAUUGAAGAUCCGGAGCUUCAGAUAAAUGGUUUCAUUUUAAUUAUAGACUGGAGUAAUUUCUCCUUCAAACAAGCCUCCAAACUGACACCUUCCAUCCUCAAACUAGCCAUCGAAGGGCUGCAGGACAGCUUUCCUGCCCGCUUUGGAGGAGUCCAUUUUGUCAACCAGCCCUGGUACAUUCAUGCCCUGUACACGCUCAUCAAGCCAUUCCUUAAAGACAAGACCAGGAAACGGAUUUUCCUGCAUGGAAACAACUUAAACAGCCUCCACCAGCUAAUACACCCCGAAUUUUUGCCAUCUGAAUUUGGAGGCACCCUUCCUCCUUAUGACAUGGGAACAUGGGCCCGGACGUUGCUCGGUCCUGACUACAGUGAUGAAAAUGACUACACUCACACUUCCUAUAAUGCAAUGCAUGUGAAACACACAUCCUCCAAUCUGGAGAGAGAGUGCUCACCCAAGCCAAUGAAGAGAUCUCAGUCUGUGGUAGAAGCUGGGACCCUGAAACAUGAGGACAAGGGAGAGAAUGAGAAUACCCAGCCACUCCUGGCUCUCGACUGA
This is a messenger RNA of Rangifer tarandus platyrhynchus (Svalbard reindeer), 999 nucleotides long. The record is from the annotation of a GenBank genome assembly. Lineage: Eukaryota; Metazoa; Chordata; Mammalia; Artiodactyla; Cervidae.